Messenger RNA from Gossypium arboreum, 3539 nucleotides. Its product is annotated as LRR receptor-like serine/threonine-protein kinase ERL1. Gene Ontology annotation, molecular function: protein kinase activity; receptor serine/threonine kinase binding; ATP binding. Lineage: Eukaryota; Viridiplantae; Streptophyta; Magnoliopsida; Malvales; Malvaceae. Gene Ontology annotation, biological process: protein phosphorylation. The transcript has 28 exons. The record is from RefSeq and is a predicted model, not a curated record. Bases 258 to 3233 code for a protein of 991 amino acids.
AACUUGGUCUGAAAGACUCAGUAGUAAAUUUUUAUUAUCUGAAGUGAAGUCGCCAAACGUCCCUUCACCGCCGUUUACAACGUCUUUUAUAGUUUCUUGUGUCUUUCACAGUCUGUUUUGAGAUAGACAGACAGACAGACAGAUACAGCUAGAGAUAGAUAAAGGGAGAGAGAAACACAAAUUCACGGCUUCACGCUAAAAGCCUGUUCUUUCUUCCUUCUCUCUGUCUGCAGCGUUGUCGGGUGAGGUUUUGAGAAAUGGAGGAAGGGGUGUUGCUGAAGAAGAUAAUGAAAAGGCAGGAGCCUUUAGUAAUGGUGAUAGCGUUUCUUCUUCUUCUUUGUUCUCAUGCUUCUUCACUCAAUGACGAAGGGAAGGCGUUGAUGUCGAUAAAGGCAUCAUUUAGCAAUGUGGCAAAUGUACUGCUCGACUGGGAUGAUGUUAACAAUUUUGACUUUUGUUCUUGGCGUGGUGUUUUCUGUGACAAUUCUAGCCUUGCUGUGGUUUCCCUGAACUUGUCAAAUUUGAUUCUUGGCGGGGAGAUUUCAUCGGCCAUUGGUGAUUUAAGGAGCUUGCGGUCCUUAGACUUGAUGGGGAACAAAUUGACAGGACAAGUUCCAGAUGAGAUUGGAAACUGUGGUUCGCUUGUUUAUCUGGACUUAUCUGACAAUCUUUUGUAUGGUGACAUACCUUUCUCCAUAUCCAAGCUCAAGCGGCUCGAAUUUUUGAAUCUGAAGAACAAUCAGCUAACAGGUCCUAUUCCUUCGACCUUAACCCAGAUUCCGAACCUGAAAACUCUUGAUCUAGCAAGAAACCGGCUUUCGGGAGAGAUACCGAGGCUAAUCUACUGGAAUGAAGUCUUGCAGUAUCUUGGCUUGCGCGGCAAUAUGUUGAUUGGAACUCUUUCACCUGAUAUAUGUCAAUUGACUGGCCUAUGGUAUUUCGAUGUUCGGGGAAACAAUUUAAGCGGUAGCAUCCCGGACAGCAUUGGUAAUUGUACAAGUUUUGAAAUCUUAGACAUUUCCUAUAAUCGGAUUACUGGGGAGAUACCGUACAAUAUCGGUUUCCUUCAAGUUGCAACUUUGUCACUACAAGGAAAUAAGCUCACUGGGAAUAUCCCGGAGGUCAUCGGUUUAAUGCAGGCCCUUGCUGUACUGGACUUGAGUGAGAAUGAACUAGUCGGGCAUAUUCCACCAGUACUUGGCAAUUUAUCGUUCACUGGAAAAUUGUACCUUCAUGGAAACAAGCUGACCGGUCCAAUUCCACCAGAGCUGGGCAAUAUGUCAAAACUUAGUUACUUACAAUUAAAUGACAACCAUCUCGUUGGUUCUAUCCCUUCCGAGCUCGGGAAGCUGGAGCAGUUGUUUGAAUUGAAUCUUGCCAACAAUCAUUUAGAAGGACCCAUUCCGCAUAACAUCAGCUCCUGCACUGCUCUGAAUAAGUUCAAUGUGCAUGGUAAUCGCCUAAAUGGGACUAUUCCACCAGGCUUCCAGAAUUUAGAGAGCUUAACCUAUUUAAAUCUAUCCUUGAACAAUUUCAAAGGCCGGGUACCUGUUGAACUUGGACAUAUCAUUAAUCUUGAUACUUUGGAUCUAUCCGGCAACAACUUUUCAGGCCCUCUACCUGCUUCCAUAGGUGAACUGGAGCAUCUUCUUACACUGAACUUGAGUGAUAACAAACUUGAUGGACAACUACCUGCCGAGUUUGGGAAUCUCAGAAGCAUACAAAUCAUUGAUCUCUCAUUCAAUUGUAUAACCGGCAACAUUCCUGUAGAGUUUGGUCAGCUGCAAAAUAUUGUUUCUCUAAUACUAAAGAACAACAAGUUGCAAGGUGAAAUCCCUGAGCAGCUUACGAAUUGUUUCAGUCUUACUAACCUGAAUGUGUCGUACAAUAACUUAUCCGGCGUCAUACCUCCGACAAGAAACUUCUCCCGGUUUUCAUCCGAUAGCUUCCUAGGAAACCCGAUGCUCUGUGGAGAUUGGCUGGGAUCAAUAUGUCGCCCAUCUAUGCCAAAGUCUAGAGUUUUCUCCCGAGCUGCUGUUGUUUGUAUGACUUUGGGCUUCAUCACUUUGGUGGCUAUGACCAUUCUUGCAAUUUAUAAGUCGAACCAACAGAAGCAAGUGAUGAAGGGUCCUAUGAAAUCUGUUGCGCAUCCACCGAAGCUGGUUGUUCUUCACAUGGAUAUGGCUAUUCAUACCUUUGAUGAUAUAAUGAGAUUCACUGAUAAUUUGAGUGAUAAGUACAUCAUAGGCUAUGGUGCUUCUAGCACGGUAUACAAAUGUACAUUGAAAAAUUCCCGUCCAAUUGCAAUUAAGAGACUCUACACCCAUUUCCCGAACAACUUGAGGGAGUUUGAGACUGAACUCGAAACCAUUGGCAGCAUAAGACAUAGGAACAUUGUCAGCUUGCAUGGCUACUCGUUAUCUCCGUACGGGAACCUUCUGUUCUAUGACUAUAUGGAGAAUGGCUCAUUGUGGGAUCUUUUACAUGGGCUGUCCAAAAAGGUGAAGCUUGACUGGGAAACAAGGUUGAAGAUUGCUGUUGGAGCAGCACAAGGGCUUGCUUAUCUUCACCAUGAUUGCAGCCCUCGAAUUAUUCACAGGGAUGUCAAGUCCUCGAAUAUUCUUCUAGACGAAAAUUUCGAGGCUCAUCUGUCUGAUUUCGGGAUUGCCAAGUGCAUACCAACAACAAAGACACACACCUCUACUUAUGUUCUGGGAACCAUUGGCUAUAUUGACCCGGAAUAUGCCCGUACCUCACGUCUUAAUGAAAAAUCAGAUGUUUAUAGUUUCGGCAUUGUUCUUCUAGAGCUUCUGACCGGGAAAAAGGCUGUGGACAAUGAAUCGAAUUUACAUCAACUGAUACUGUCUAAGGCUGAUGAUAAUACGGUGAUGGAAGCGGUUGAUCCAGAAGUCUCAGUUACAUGCAUGAACUUGACUCAUGUCCGAAAGACAUUCCAACUUGCUUUGUUGUGCACUAAGCGACUCCCGUCUGAGAGACCAACCAUGCAUGAGGUUGCAAGGGCUUUGGUCUCCCUUCUUCCAUCGGCUCCAGCGCCUAAGCUCUGUUCGGCUCCAACAAAACCAGUCGACUAUGCUCGGUUUAUCGUAGACGAAGGACUGCAGCGGUCACAAAAGGAGCAGCAACAAAGGCAGCAAGUCCCACAGGAGACCAACUCAUCUGAUGCUCAAUGGUUUGCUCGGUUCCGAGAAGUCAUUUCUAUGAACACCCUUUAAAGCUAUCUGUCUUGAGAGGAUUCCCACUUUUGUAUGUUUCGAGGGGCUAUUUUCCGUCUCCAGAUCCUCUGAAAGUAUAUAAACAUAGGGGCGACCGAGCAACUGAGUUUUGGCUUUUUGUUAGAAACCCUGUUUUGCUUUGCUUGCGGCCAAAUCGGAGCCAGUGAUAUAUUAUAAUCAAGAAACUGGAUUAGAUACUUAAAUUUGUACUUACUGUAUUUCAGGUAUUACAAUGUUCCGAGUAUUUUUAUAAACAAAUUUAAGCCAACUUUUCAUUAUCUAUCGAAAGUAGUCUUUCAAAUUCAA